This is a messenger RNA of Sphaeramia orbicularis (orbiculate cardinalfish), 869 nucleotides long. RefSeq names its product CD209 antigen-like protein E. The coding region runs from base 55 to 810 and encodes 251 amino acids. Lineage: Eukaryota; Metazoa; Chordata; Actinopteri; Kurtiformes; Apogonidae. The transcript has 5 exons. The record is from RefSeq and is a predicted model, not a curated record.
AAAUACAUAAAGUGCAUUCAGUUGUAGCAGUAUGUAAAUGGUGUUGAGAAGGGAAUGAAGUUUAAUUUUCUCCUUCCGAUGUGUUUGACAAGUGUUUUAAUACGACUGAAUGUUAAGAGGCUACAGGAGCUUGUGUUAUUUUCUGUCUUUUCUUCCUGUUCGAUAGGUAAAGCUCCUGUGGGGUCAAAGGUCACGAAAGAGAGAGUGGGUCUGGUGGUUCUUGGCGCUCUGUUGGCAGCUUCUCUCAUCGUCAUCUACAGAGUCUCUUUUGAAAACUUCUGGACCAACAGACGUCUCCAAACACUGAAAGAGGAGACUGAAGCUUUAAAGAGAAACUGCUCAGAUAAACCAAGUCCAGUUUGUGAUGAAGCAUGGGAACGUCAUGGGGAGAAGCAAUAUUAUUUCAGUACUUUCAAAUCAUCCUGGAACAUCGGUAGACGGUUCUGCAAAGAGUUCGGUGCAGACCUGGUGAAGAUCGACAGUGAGGAGGAGCAGCGUUUUCUGUUGAAUAAAGUGAAAGACAUCAUGACUAAGGAUGAGGAUAAAUUCUGGAUCGGACUGACAGACUCAAAGACAGAAGGGAAAUGGGUGUGGGUAGACGGCUCACCACUGAAAAAGAGAUUACAGUUUUGGUGGAAUGAUAGAAGAAAUAUGGAGCCAGACAACUGGACAGGCGAAGAUCCAGAUGGAGAAGACUGUGUGAGGAUGGGGGAGUUAGGACCAGUCACUAAGUUAAAUCGUUGGCUUGAUAAAACCUGCAAAAUGGCUCAGAGAAGCAUCUGUGAAAAACCAGCAAAAAGACGUCAGUGAAUUAAAGCAGGUGUCAGUCCUGCAGCGUGGACACAGAACACAGUGAAGUCAUUAUAGAU